AUGGACGCCGGGCGCCUCCUCCGCCGGAGCCGAGCGCUGUCUCCGCCGCCGCCGCCGCCGCUGCUGCUGGAGCCGCUGCCGCUGCUGGAAGAGCCGCCGGGACCUCAGCAUGUUUCUGAGCGCGCGGGGCCGGCGGCUCCAGCACCCAGCACCCACCCCACCCCGCGGCCGCCCCCCCAGCCAGCCAGCCCCCGGAGCCGCGCGUCAGGCUCCCGCAGCCAAUCGCCGCCAAGGCACGCCCCCGACGGUGGCGCCCCCACCCCCAGCACCCGGCACCCGCUCCUGCCCGCGCUGGAGCAGCUGCGAACCUUCCGCAGCCAGCGCCUCCCCGGCACCACCGGCCGCCGCGCGCGCCCUUUCCUGCCCGGGCUUCUCGCAGAGUCCGGUUUGCUGCGCCCGCGGCGGCCCCCCGCCCCCAGUGGUCUCCGCUCGCCCCGGCACCCAGCUCUCUCCUCGCCUCCGCGCUGCGCCCCUCUUCCGUUCGGCGCCGCUCAGCCUCCAGGGCCGGGCUCCCCUGCGUGGAGAAGGGAACCUCGCAGACGCGGGAGCGCCGAGGACUGCGGUUCUGCUGGGCUUGGAGUUUAGCUGUGAGACUGGUUCUGCCACCAGCAGCCCGGCCCUUCCCUGAUCGAGAGGGGACCUGGCCAGCACGACAGCUUGGGGGAAUGGCAAGUGGGUGUCUGUGGUUAGAGGAAACUUUGCAGACAGGCAGAUUGCUGGAGCAGAGCGCGCAUCUGUGGGAAAGGCUCCGCAGACCUGUGCCGUCCCCAAGUGCAGGAGAGGAAGAAGGGAAGUGAAGGUUUGUGGAUGUAACAGCCACUGCCAAGGACCAGUUAAACACACACACACACACACACACACACACACACACACACACUUCCCAACCCCAGCUAAGGAAGAUGACGCAACGUCGUGUUCUGAGUAUAAAGGAGAAGUUUAGGGCAGCUUAGGUCUAGAGAGUAAAUGACCCCACCCCACCCCCACCCCGCGUGGAAAGAGCGCACGGAACCAGCGCGUCGUACCUCCUGCAUUUGUGUUGUUACUCCGGGCUCUUAUAAGCCGCGCUGAGGCGACACGGGGCUCCGUCCCUUUUGGCUGACGUCAUGAACUGGGAUUUCAGAUCUCUUGGUAGGGAGGCUGUGUUCUCCUUUACCCUACUUGCCAGAUUCUCAAAACUGUGGGAUUAGCUUUGGAAAGACGAGGGAGAGGAAAGGAAAUAUCUACUCAAAGCGAUUAAAUGUGAAAGAGUUUAAAGUUGAGGCUCAUUUCCCCCUCACAUUGUCAAGGGAAUCUGAAUCUAGAGCAGUUACCUUAAUUCAGGUGGAGUGGGUGAUGGGAAGCCAGGAUGGACCUCCGGGCGGGGGUCCUCAGUCUGCCCCCGGGAAUACCCCCACCUCAGAAAUGUGUAAGUUCUUGAGAAGCAAACAGUUUCCGAUUGUCUCGGAAGGGUGCACGGUAGUGUUAUGUAAUGUUAUGUAAUGCGCGCGAGUCUCUCCUGCACUGGGAUGAAAAGAACAGCAUCUGGAGGAUUGUCACCAUGGGGCCAGGCCCUAUCCUUACCUUGCAGAGGUGCAGCCCCACAGCGACCGUCUGCAUCUGCAGCAAAGAGCACAGCUUCCUCUCUAUAAAGCCACACACAGUGUGUGCUUCCGGCUCAAGCGUGGCCACGGAAAGGUGCUGCGACUGGGGAAUGAUUUGCUUAUUCACCCCUGCCCUGGACUUAUCGAGCCUCAGUUCUGCCAACUUGGGCAGUUUUGAGAAUCUGAGAACAGGAACUACAUAGAGGGCACAGGAGUUGGCACCAUAGUCACCCCAGGCUCUUCAGGCCCGGUCCCCCCUUCCUCAGGCUUUUAGGGCAAGGGGAGAAGGGCUGGGGGAAGGGGUUGUCUGAGAACAGCCAACGUUCUGAAAUGAGCUGACAUUAAGGCUGCUCAGGAAGGGGGCUCUGAGUGCUGGGAUGUAGGGACUGUGGGAAGAGGCUUUCUUUCUGUUAAGUGGUGUCACUGGGGCGUAGUAUGUCAACCUGGCAUUUCUGGGGAUUAUAAGGCCAGAACUGGGUUGCAGAGGUUUGACCUGGGGCCAGUAACCUCGUGACUUUAGAGUUACAAACGCACCAGGAUUCUGGAACUGUUGACUGCCUGGGACUUUCUCCGUGAUCAUUCGAUGUAACAUCAAGUGUCUCUGUAUUUCUGUGGACUAAAUACAUUCAAGUGUGAAUGUCCAAAACCAGGAGGCUUCUCUAGCACAGCCUUCCAGCAGAGGGCUGCAGGCGGAGAGGAAUCCCAGCUAUUCUCAGGGGCUUUCCUCAGCCAUCCUGACAGAUGGAAAUCUCAUCAUUGAUACCUGCCAGUGUGGAUUCCAGGAGUUCCACAUGAACGCUAACUCUGAAGACAAACAAGGCAAGACGAAGCAGGACAUCCCCAAAGAAAAGCUGAAUGGUUAAGUCGCUUGGGGUUUUAAUCUGUGACUGGAGAAGGACUCCAAGGAGAAUUUUACUGAGAAGCUGAGGCUCAAAAGUUGCGGUGCCCCCGGGGUGUCAGUUAAGAGCUAAACUGGAGCCGCUGGGGAGUCGGACGCCAGCUCUCGGUGUUUUAUUAUUUCUGUACCCUACACAGCAUUCUUGAAGACUAGGGAGUCAGGUGACGGGUGCACUGCGCUCUCCGCUCAGAACCUUCGGAUCCCUGAGAGCGCUCGCCCGUGCCGCUGGCCCUGCUGGCCCAGCUGGCUACAUCAGGGAGUACUGCCAUGGCAUGUGCCUGUGUAACAUGUACUGGGCUGGAACGCACAACCCUCCUGCCUUGGUUUCUUUAGCUUCACAGAUGUGUACAGACGUGUGCCUUGCAGCAAGCUUUGAGACGUUUCUCCUACAACUGAUCAGUACAGAUCGUAGCCCCUUCUCCACCUCUGCCGGGAGGAGCUUGACCUGGUGUUAAAUGCCCAAGUCCUCACUCCUACGUUCUCUUUUCAGCUGUGCUUUCCUGGGAGACAGCUGAGAACAAAAGUUACUUAUUAGGCAACUUAAAAACUCAAAAUUAACUAUGCCAAAAAAAAAAUCAGUAUUUUAGAACAGAUAGAUUUUGAAAACAUCUACACAUUUUGUCUUAGGUGUUUUUUACUGCAUAAUUUAAAAUGAUGGUGUUUUAGCAAGAUUAUACUAAUUCUAGUAAUUAGUUUUGACAUUUAUCGUGUGAGCGAGUGUGUGUGUGUGUGUGCAUAUGUGUACCUUGAUGAGUAAGAGCAUUAUGGAGUCAGACUGUGUGGGUUAAAAUCCAGGCUGUGCCAGUUAGAUGACUCAGGAUAAGUUAUGUGGAUACCUUAGUCCUCAGCUUUGUCAUCUGUUAAAUGGGAACAAGAAUGCCCACCCCUAAGUUGUUUGGGAUAUUUGCUAUGAUAGAGUCUAGGAGGCAUGUGCCAUUCUUGGCUAAACACUGACUCUUGCUUCACUGGAUUGCUUUCACUAACCACAACAUAACAUGAGCAGCGGUAAGAUCAUGUCAUAAAAUACAGAAAGCAAAGGCAACAAAAGAACUGACUUCCAAUCAGUGAGACCUACUUAAUGCGAGAGCACGCAGUAAUGAAUCUUAUUUAGUAUUUUUUUUUUAUUUUGAAGGCAAAUUUACUCCUUUGUGGUCAUUUCAUCUGAUUAUUGUUCCAUUUGGGGAAUCUGAAUUUCCCAGACUAAUUUUGCAUUGUGAAAAGGCCAUUCCAGAGAGGCCCCCAGCCCACCCCGGGAUACAGCCAUCCCAAAUAAACAGUAAACAGCUCAGCCCGCUGAACUCUUAGUGAGGGAUUUAUCCUCCGUACUGGGAGGCUGCUCUCUU
Molecule: messenger RNA, 3821 nt
Organism: Meriones unguiculatus (Mongolian gerbil)
Lineage: Eukaryota; Metazoa; Chordata; Mammalia; Rodentia; Muridae
Exons: 2
Coding region: 1-585 (194 amino acids)
Source: RefSeq, a predicted model, not a curated record